UUUCUCCCCCAUUCGUAAGGUUUUGAUAUCUUUUAAUUCAAAUACGCCGCAUGCUAUAUCUAUUAACAUCCGAAGACACAAAAUGAUUCACCCGGGAAACAUAACGAACUUGUCACGCAUAUAACCGUCAAGGAAAUGAAGCUCCCACUCUCCCUACUCUGAAGUCUGAACCCAAUAACCAUGUGUAUCAAACACCAGCUUCGCAGGUCCUUCACUUCCAUUGCAACUGCAGCUUCUGAAUUUCCAUCUUUAUCCUCCUCCACCUACACUAAUUACCUGCACUACCCUCGUCUCCUCUCCUCUUGCAAACACCUCAACCCUCUCCUUCAAAUCCAUGCCCAAAUCAUAGUCUCUGGCUUCAAACACCACCAUUCCAUAACCCAUCUCAUAAACUUGUACUCUCUCUUCCAUAAAUGCGACCUGGCUCGCUCUGUAUUCGAUUCUACUCCAAACCCUUCUCGGAUUUUAUGGAACUCCAUGAUCAGAGCUUAUACAAGGUCAAAACAGUAUAAUGAAGCGCUGGAAAUGUACUAUUGUAUGGUAGAGAAGGGGUUGGAGCCAGACAAGUAUACUUUUACGUUUGUGUUGAAGGCUUGUACUGGAGCUUUGAACUUGCAAGAAGGUGUUUGGUUUCAUGGAGAAAUAGACCGGAGAGGGCUAGAACGUGAUGUGUUUAUCGGGGCCGGUCUCGUUGAUAUGUAUUCUAAAAUGGGUGAUUUGAAGAGAGCAAGAGAGGUGUUUGAUAAGAUGCCUAAGAGGGAUGUUGUGGCUUGGAAUGCCAUGAUUGCGGGGUUAUCGCAAAGUGAGGAUCCUUGUGAGGCUGUGGAUUUCUUUAGGAGUAUGCAGUUGGUUGGCGUGGAGCCGAGCUCGGUGAGCUUGUUGAACUUGUUCCCUGGGAUUUGUAAACUAUCCAAUAUUGAAUUGUGUAGGUCUAUCCAUGGUUAUGUAUUUAGAAGAGAUUUUAGUUCUGCAGUUUCAAAUGGUUUGAUUGAUUUAUAUUCAAAAUGUGGAGAUGUAGAUGUGGCUCGCAGGGUUUUCGAUCAGAUGGUGGACCAGGAUGAUGUUUCAUGGGGAACAAUGAUGGCAGGUUAUGCCCAUAAUGGAUGUUUUGUUGAGGUCUUGGAGCUAUUUGAUAAAAUGAAACUAGGGAAUGUGAGGAUAAAUAAGGUAUCAGCAGUGAGUGCUUUUUUGGCAGCUGCAGAGACGAUAGAUUUAGAAAAAGGUAAGGAGAUACAUGGUUGUGCCUUACAACAAAGGAUUGAUUCAGAUAUUUUGGUUGCUACUCCUCUUAUGGUGAUGUAUGCGAAGUGUGGAGAAACAGAGAAGGCUAAACAAUUGUUUUGGGGACUUCAAGGAAGAGAUUUAGUUGCUUGGUCUGCAAUUAUCGCUGCUUUAGUCCAAACCGGGUAUCCUGAAGAAGCACUUUCUCUGUUUCAAGAAAUGCAGAACCAAAAAAUGAAACCUAAUAGGGUUACUCUUAUGAGCAUCCUUCCAGCUUGUGCAGAUUUAUCGUUGUUGAAAUUAGGGAAGAGCAUACACUGCUUCACUGUUAAAGCUGACAUGGAUUCUGAUCUUUCAACUGGAACAGCCCUGGUGUCCAUGUAUGCUAAAUGUGGAUUCUUUACUGCCGCACUGACUACAUUCAAUAGGAUGUCAUCUAGAGAUAUUGUGACAUGGAACUCUUUGAUAAACGGAUAUGCUCAGAUUGGUGAUCCAUAUAAUGCGAUUGACAUGUUCUAUAAAUUACGAUUAUCUGCAAUAAACCCAGAUGCAGGAACCAUGGUAGGUGUGGUCCCAGCCUGUGCACUCUUGAAUGACCUAGACCAAGGCACCUGCAUUCAUGGGCUAAUUGUAAAGCUUGGGUUUGAAUCAGAUUGUCAUGUUAAGAAUGCUCUAAUUGAUAUGUAUGCUAAAUGUGGAAGCCUUCCCUCAGCUGAAUUCUUGUUCAAUAAAACUGACUUCACAAAAGAUGAGGUAACUUGGAAUGUAAUAAUUGCGGCAUAUAUGCAGAAUGGGCAUGCAAAGGAAGCUAUUUCAUCUUUUCACCAGAUGAGAUUGGAGAAUUUUCAUCCCAAUUCAGUCACAUUUGUGAGUGUCCUUCCUGCAGCUGCAUAUUUGGCAGCAUUCAGAGAAGGAAUGGCCUUUCAUGCCUGCAUAAUCCAAAUGGGAUUUUUGUCUAACACACUUGUUGGUAACAGUCUCAUUGAUAUGUAUGCUAAAUGUGGGCAGCUUGAUUAUUCAGAGAAACUUUUUAAUGAGAUGGAUCAUAAAGACACUGUUUCAUGGAAUGCAAUGCUAUCAGGAUAUGCAGUCCAUGGGCAUGGGGACCGAGCUAUUGCACUUUUCUCACUUAUGCAGGAGAGUCAAGUCCAGAUUGAUUCUGUAUCCUUUGUUAGUGUUUUGUCUGCUUGCAGACAUGCAGGUUUAGUAGAAGAAGGAAGGAAAAUAUUUCAUUCCAUGAGUGACAAAUAUCAUAUUAAACCGGAUUUGGAACACUAUGCUUGCAUGGUGGAUCUCUUAGGUCGUGCUGGUCUAUUUGAUGAAACUUUGGGUUUUAUCAAGGUAAUGCCAGUGGAACCUGAUGCUGGAGUUUGGGGAGCCUUGUUGGGGUCAUGUCGAAUGCAUUCCAAUGUAAAAUUAGGAGAGGUUGCAUUGGAUCACCUGGUUAAACUAGAGCCUAGAAAUCCGGCUCACUUUGUGGUGUUAUCAAGUAUAUAUGCCCAAUCUGGUAGGUGGGCAGAUGCAGGAAAAGCCAGAUCAAAGAUGAAUGACCUGGGCUUGAAAAAAACUCCAGGAUGCAGUUGGGUUGAGCUCAAAAACAAAGUCCAUGCAUUCCGAGUAGGUGAUAAGAGUCAUCCACAAUUGGAGAGUAUGCAUUUGCUGUGGAAUACUUUACUGGAGAAGAUGGAGAAAAUUGGUUAUGUUCCUGACAGGAGCUGUGUAUUACAGAAUGUGGAAGAAGAGGAUAAAGAAAUGUUUCUCUACAGUCACAGUGAAAGAUUAGCCAUAACUUUUGCUCUUCUUAAUACACCGCCUGGGUCAACCAUCCAGAUAGUGAAGAACCUUCGUGUUUGUGCUGAUUGCCACACUACUACGAAGUUUAUUUCAAAAAUCACAACCCGUAGGAUCAUUGUCAGAGAUGCGACUCGUUUCCAUCAUUUUGAGGAUGGUAUUUGCUCAUGCAACGAUUACUGGUGACCUUGGUGAAAAGCAUAUUAGCCAUUCUCAUUGUAUAGCUUAAAGUAAUCAGUCUCUGAGGAUCAGGUAAGAUGAAUAUUAGCAUGCCAAUGAGCCCCCAAAAACCAAGCUUUAGAAAGUUCGAACGAAUAGUUGGACUAGCCGGAAUCUGGCAGAUUGUGCAAUUCUGGUUGUAGCUUCCCUUAUCCUCUUAAUGAUCUCUAUCUUCUUGGUGCUUUUAUUCCUUUGAAUUCUUUCUUCUUCUUCUUCCUCUUCUUUUCUUUUACUUGUCUAACAUUCAAGGGAAAGCAUUGAAAUUUCCAGCUCUAGAAUGGUCUGUUCCCCUUUUCUUUUCCUCUUCAACAUUGAAGGGAAAGAAUUGAAAUUUCCAACUCUAGAACAGUGUCCGUUGUUAUGCAGCAAUCUUGAGAAACCAAAAUUUGCUAUUUCAUGUUGGGCAAAGCCAUCUAUGCUCUCUUAUCGAUAUGUUGCAGAGAAUGCCAUUGGUUUUUUUUUGGAGAAUUAUUAGAUAAUGUUAUAUACAUAUAUUGAUAAUGUUAUUUCUUCUGUUGGCAGAUUAAGGAAGGCAUUAUUAAUUUAAAAAAAUAGUUGGAAUGGGUUGACACAAGGAUGAUAAGGCUCAAAAGCUAGUCACAAGUUACCGAAUGGGGUUGAAGCUGUAGGACUAAGUUUUGUCAGUUCCCUCAGCAAGAACAUUGUUAUUACCACCAAAUUGUGUGAAUACUCUGUUGAUUGCCAAGGACUGGAGAUUGUGACACCAUUUCCUUUCUCUCUUUAGCAAUCAAAAGAACUGCAGAUGACGCGCAAAGUCGAGGAGGUAUUAUUAUGAAACAAGAUUGAAGAGUAAUAUCAAUCAAGUCAUGAGUUUUCAUUUGGUUUUGUAUUGUUACCCCACCUGUUCCAAAUGAAUAUCUCAAAGGCUCAUCAUGUUUUCUGUUUGUGACACUGUAAAUAGUUUGCGGAUGUAUAUCUUCCCUCAUUAUCUGUGCUUAUAGUCCCCAGUUACUCAAACUGUUGUCAUACAUUUGGAUGAAGCAAUUCAAUAAAUCGUUACUUUCAUGUUA
Vitis vinifera (wine grape) is the source of this 4262-nucleotide messenger RNA. RefSeq names its product pentatricopeptide repeat-containing protein At2g39620. Gene Ontology annotation, biological process: RNA modification. Gene Ontology annotation, molecular function: zinc ion binding; protein binding; RNA binding. Lineage: Eukaryota; Viridiplantae; Streptophyta; Magnoliopsida; Vitales; Vitaceae. Bases 181 to 3198 code for a protein of 1005 amino acids. The record is from RefSeq and is a predicted model, not a curated record. The transcript is spliced from 2 exons.